Fusarium sp. VM40 is the source of this 1563-nucleotide messenger RNA. NCBI's taxonomy places the organism in Eukaryota, Fungi, Ascomycota, Sordariomycetes, Hypocreales, Nectriaceae. The record is from the annotation of a GenBank genome assembly.
AUGUCGCAAUCGCAUUCACUCCCUGCAAAGCCCUUGCCUCUGAAGGUUGACUCCAAGAAUGGAGGUGACAGACCAAACUAUAUUAUUUUCAUGCCUGACCAGUUGAGAUACGACUCUCUCGGCUGUACAACAGGUCCCGAAUAUGGUAUCAAAACACCAAACAUUGAUGCUUUCGCUGCUAGAGGAAGCCUGUUCACCAAUUGCUUCACGCAAGCUUCGGUGUGUUCUCAAUCGCGAUGCAGUAUGUUCACUGGAACCUACCCGCACGUCAGUGGACAUCGAAGUCUUGAGAACUUGAUUAAGCCAUGGGAACCAAACAUUUUCCGGAGUCUCAAAGAAUCAGGCUACCACGUCGCGUGUCUAGCACCGCGUGGGGAUACAUUUGCGCCCACUGUCACAGAACUCAGCGUUACGGAGUAUGGAUUUCUCGAAACACCAGAGUACGUGCCAGCUUUCGCCAAGGGUCAACGCGAAGUUGAUAAUAGCAUUUGGGGCCGUUUAUUCUAUAGUGGACUACGAGAUGCGGACAAGGCCUUGGAUUAUGAUGAAGCCGUCAUCCGAUCAGCUUUGAUGUGGCUAGGUUGUCCACCAAAAGACAAGCCUUGGGUGCUCUUUAUGCCUCUGAUCUUCCCCCACUGUCCCUUCCAGGUUGAGGAACCGUAUUUUUCCAUGUACGACCGAUCUAGUCUUUCCAGCAUUGAGGCGACACCAGAGAAGAAAACUGGCUAUGAGCCUCGAUACAUGAAGUCUAUCAGAGAAAAGUACGGCACAGACCGUGCAACCGAUGAGAUUUGGAAAGAGAUCAAGGCAACUUAUUAUGGCAUGAUCUCAAGAUUGGACGAUCAGUUUGGCCGAGUCUUGAAGCGAGUGGAUGAACUUGGUAUUUGGAAGGAUACGGUCACCAUGUUCUUCACAGAUCAUGGUGAAUACCUGGGCGACCAUGGACUCAUUGAGAAGUGGCCCUCAGGUCUAUCUGAGACUCUGGUUCAUGAGCCUCUUAUCAUUGGUGGUGCGGGGCUACCAGAAGGGAAGAAAGUCGAUGCUAUGACCGAGAUGGUAGAUCUGGUUCCAACAUUACUCGAAACAUCAGGAAUUGAAGAGUCAUUUGCCCACAACGGACUGUCGUGGGUCCCUCUCCUCUGCGGUAACGCCACAACUCACAAGCAAUAUGCCUUCUCCGAAGGUGGAUUCCUCACUUCCGAAGAGCCUAUUCUAGAGCAAGCACCAUACCCUUAUGAUCUCAAGGCAGGACUACAACACGAGGAUACCACUCUGGUCGGCAAGGUCAUCUCACUACGAGACAAGACUUGGACAUACGUAUACAGGCUAUACGAGCCAUCUGAGUUAUAUCACCGCCAUGACGAUCCCCACGAGUUACAUAACUUGGCUCGAGACCCAGCUCAUAAGGAAUUGGCCGACAAGUUCGAGAAGGCUACAUUGAAGUGGCUACUGGAAGGGGCUGAUGUAAUGCCGUGGACAAAAGACCCACGGUUUCCGGAAGUAAAGCUGAAAAGUCCGCGUGAACAGAUGGAGGAGAGAUUGAGACAUGUUUCGAAUGAGUAA